Molecule: messenger RNA, 1206 nt
Organism: Culex quinquefasciatus (southern house mosquito)
Lineage: Eukaryota; Metazoa; Arthropoda; Insecta; Diptera; Culicidae
Product: fatty acid hydroxylase domain-containing protein 2
Biological process (GO): sterol biosynthetic process
Molecular function (GO): iron ion binding; C-4 methylsterol oxidase activity
Source: RefSeq, a predicted model, not a curated record
GUGAACCAAGUCACACCACCGAGAUAACCUCAAAAAUGGAGAUGUUUAGUGACCUACCGAGCAACGCCUCCUUGGAUCGAUUUUUCUUCCAAGAUCGUUGGAACUCCCUGCUGGACGCGAUUGGUGACGAUCCCGAGUUCCUGUACAUUUGGGCGUUGACGACCUGGGUCAACGGAUUUUUCUGGGCGUUCGGCGGCCUAUUUGUACUGAUGGACGUCACGAAUCGACCGAGGUUCCUUCGAAAGUACAAGACGCAACCCGGUAUGAACGAACCACUGGAGUGGGAUGGAUUGUGGAAGGUCGUCAAGACAAUUCUGUUCAACCAGACUGUAAUUGGAGUUCCGCUGACGUACGUAGGGUUUCACACGGCUGGCAAGUCCAACCUUCCGGGUCGCGUGCUUCCAAGUGGUUGGGAAGUGCUCCGUGAUCUGGCCGUUAGUUUGUUCUUCGCGGAAGUUGGUUUCUACUACGUCCAUCGGUUGCUACAUCUGAAGCCCCUCUACAGGUACGUCCAUAAACGGCACCACGAGUGGACGGCCCCUUUCGCUUGGGCCGCCAUGUACUGCCACCCGGUGGAGCACGUCGUAAGUAACAUGAUUCCACCGAUCAUUGGCAUCCACCUGAUGAAGAGCCACCUGGCUACGGCCGCCCUCUGGUUCCCGCUGGUCAUCGUCAACACCGUGCGGGACCACUGCGGGUACCAUUUGCCGUUCUUCCCAAGUGCCGAGUACCACGACUACCAUCACGCAAAGUUCACGGAGUGCUUUGGUACCUUUGGUUAUCUGGACUGGCUGCAUGGCACCGACAAAGGGUUUCGGAAGAGUAAACAGUGUCUACGGCAUCGGGUUUUGUGGACCACCAAGUCGGCGCGGGAACAUUACCCCGAUAAGUGAAAGUGGAGGUCGUCGAGAUCGUGCUACCUUGUCGCAUUUCACUUUUUGAUGUUUCGAAAAAAAAGUUUUUAUGUCUAAACAUAAAUGAACAAAACUAAAGCAUAAACAAAUCAAAUAAGUUUGAUUUAGCUGUCAAUUGUUCAACGAUUCGUUAAAUUAGGUUCCCUGUAUGCUGCAGAAAUUUUUCCGUGUGAGUGUCUUAAAAAUGUAAUGGUAGAAGUACAUGCAAAAGUGACUAUCUGCGUCUAUUUGGAAUAAAUGAAUGUAAUUGAAGUGUAAAGCACGAUUUACUGUUUAUAAAUGAACUUAACGU